Molecule: messenger RNA, 3772 nt
Organism: Artibeus jamaicensis (Jamaican fruit-eating bat)
Lineage: Eukaryota; Metazoa; Chordata; Mammalia; Chiroptera; Phyllostomidae
Product: histone-lysine N-methyltransferase PRDM9-like
Exons: 7
Coding region: 272-3466 (1064 amino acids)
Biological process (GO): positive regulation of reciprocal meiotic recombination; regulation of transcription by RNA polymerase II
Cellular component (GO): nucleus
Molecular function (GO): RNA polymerase II cis-regulatory region sequence-specific DNA binding; histone H3K4 methyltransferase activity; protein binding
Source: RefSeq, a predicted model, not a curated record
UCCUGCGUGGACACCCAUCAGGGGGAAUUUGCUCCUUCGGUCACAGCAGGGCUGGCGCUGAUGGUGCAGCGCUCACAGCAACUCGUUUUACUCUCCCAUCCCAACCGAGCCAGUCCCACGGGCUUCCUGGUGCUUUUUGCUCCUCCAGGCUCUUUGCUUUCAGGACAAAGGUUUUGUCUCUUUCCAGGUCUCAAAGCCCUGCGACCAGCUUUCCUGUGUCACCACCCCAGGCAGGCCACCAAGCUCCAGGAGGAGGACCCUGAGGACUCUGAUGAAGAAUGGGCUCCAAGGCAGCAAGGCAACAUCCAGGGUGCCAUUAAGCAAUGAAUACAGUUUGAAAGAAUUGUCAGGAACAGCAAAUUUCAUGACUGCAAGUGACUCAGAGCAGGCCCAGAAACCAGUGUCCCCUCCUGGAGAAACACGUGCCUUUGGAAAGCACACUAGACAAAAAUCGGACCUCAGGAGAAAGGAGAUGGACGUGAAGAUGUACAGCCUACAAGAAAGAAAGGACUGUGUGUACCAAGAGGUCACCGAGCCCCAGGAUGAUGACUACCUUUAUUGUGAGAACUGUCAGAACUUCUUCAUCGACAGCUGUGCUGUGCAUGGGCCCCCUGCAUUUGUAAAGGACAGUGCAGUGGACAAGGGGCAUCCCCACCGCUCAGCCCUCACCCUCCCCCCUGGGCUGAGAAUCGGGCCAUCCUGCAUCCCUGAGGCUGGGCUUGGAGUGUGGAAUGAGGCAGCUGAUUUGCCAGUGGGUCUGCACUUUGGCCCUUAUGAAGGACACAUCACAGAAGAUGAAGAGGCAGCCAAGAGCAGAUACUCCUGGCUGAUCACCAAAGGGAGAAACUGCUAUGAGUAUGUGGAUGGAAAGGACAGAUCCUGGGCCAACUGGAUGAGGUUUGUGAACUGUGCCCGGGAUGAUGAAGAGCAGAACCUGGUGGCCUUUCAGUACCACAGGCAGAUUUUCUACCGAACCUGCCGUGUCAUUAGGCCGGGCCAUGAGCUGCUGGUCUGGUGCGGGGACGAGUAUGGCCAGGAGCUGGGCAGCAAGUGGGGCGGCAAGUGGAAAAGAGAGCCCGUGGCCGGAAGAGCAGAACCAAAGCCAGAGGUGCACCCAUGUCCCUCCUGCUCUCUGGCCUUCUCCAGUCAGAACUUCCUCAGCCGACACGUGAAACUCAAUCAUCCCUCUCAGAUUCUCCAGGGAACAUCUGCAAGAAAACAGCUCCAAGCAGAGGAACCCUGUCCAGAGGAUCAGAAUCAGCAGCAGCAACAUACUAGUAUGCACAGCUGGAAUGAUAAAGCUGAAGGUCAAGAGGUCAAAGAAAGGUCCAAACAUUUGCUUACAAGGAUCAGUCAAAGGAGAAUCUCAAAACCCUUUUUCCAACCAUCCAAAGAACAAAUGAGCUCUAGUGAGCACGAGAGACUGAUGGAAGAAGAGCCCCGGAGAGGCCAGAAAGAGAACCCAGAGGACACAGGCAAGUUCUUUGUGAAAGGAGGAAUGUCAAAGAUUGUAACAAUCGAGCAUGGAGGGUGUUGGCAAGGCAUUGAUGAUGGAUCACAUCUCAUCACACAUCAGGUGACACAGUCUGGGGAGAAGCCCUAUGUUUGCAGGGAGUGUGGACGAGGCUUUACAUGCAAGUCACAUCUCACCAGACACCACAGGACACACUCUGGGGAGAAGCCCUAUGUUUGCAGGGAGUGCAGGCGAGGCUUUACACGCAAGUCACAUCUCAUCACACACCAGAGGACACACUCUGGGGAGAAGCCCUAUGUUUGCAGGGAGUGCAGGAGAGGCUUUACAUGCAAGAGAAGUCUCAUCACACACCAGAGGACACACUCUGGGGAGAAGCCCUAUGUUUGCAGGGAGUGCAGGCGAGGCUUUACAUGCAAGACAAGUCUCAUCACACACCAGAGGACACACUCUGGGGAGAAGCCCUAUGUUUGCAGGGAGUGCAGGCGAGGCUUUACAUGCAAGAAAAGUCUCAUCACACACCAGAGGACACACUCUGGGGAGAAGCCCUAUGUCUGCACGGAGUGCGGGCGAGGCUUUGCAUGCAAGUCAGAUCUCACCAGACACCACAGGACACACUCUGGGGAGAAGCCCUAUGUUUGCAGAGAGUGCAGGCGAGGCUUUGCAUGCAAGAGAGAUCUCAUCACACACCAGAGGACACACUCUGGGGAGAAGCCCUAUGUUUGCAGGGAGUGUGGUCGAGGCUUUACAUGCAAUUCACAUCUCAUCACACACCAGAGGACACACUCUGGAGAGAAGCCCUAUGUUUGCAGGGAAUGCAGGCGAGGCUUUACACGGAAGUCAUAUCUCAUCUCACACCAGAGGACACACUCUGGGGAGAAGCCCUAUGUUUGCAGGGAGUGCGGGCAAGGCUUUGCACGCAAGAGAAGUCUCAUCACACACCAGAGGACACACUCUGGGGAGGAGCCCUAUGUUUGCAGGGAGUGCGGGCGAGGCUUUACAUGCAAGACACAUCUCAUCACACACCAUAGGACACACUCUGGGGAGAAGCCCUAUGUUUGCAGGGAGUGCGGGCGAGGCUUUACAUGCGAGAGAAAUCUCAUCAGACACCAGAGGACACACUCUGGGGAGAAGCCCUAUGUUUGCAGGGAGUGCGGGCGAGGCUUUACAUGCAAGUCAAAUCUCCUCACACACCAGAGGACACACUCUGGGGAGAAGCCCUAUGUUUGCAGGGAGUGUGGGCGAGGCUUUGCAUGCAAGUCAGAUCUCAUCAAACACCAGAGGACACACUCUGGGGAGAAGCCCUAUGUUUGCAGGGAGUGUGGACGAGGCUUUACAUGCAAGUCACAUCUCAUCAGACACCAGAGGACACACUCUGGGGAGAAGCCCUAUGUUUGCAGGGAGUGCGGGCGAGGCUUUACAUGCCAGUCACAUCUCAUCACACACCAUAGGACACACUCUGUGGAGAAGCCCUAUGUUUGCAGGGAGUGCAGGCGAGGCUUUGCAUGCAAGUCAGUUCUCAUCACACACCAGAGGACACACUCUGGGGAGAAGCCCUAUGUUUGCAGGGAGUGCGGGCGAGGCUUUACAUGCCAGUCCAAUCUCAUCACACACCAGAGGACACACUCUGGGGAGAAACCCUAUGUUUGCUUGGAGUGUGGGCGAGGCUUUGCAUGGAAGUCAGUUCUCAUCACACACCAGAGGACACACUCUGGGGUGAAGCCCUAUGUUUGCAGGGAGUGCGGGCGAGGCUUUGCAUGCAAGUCAGAUCUCACCAGACACCACAGGACACACUCUGGGGAGAAGCCCUAUGUUUGCAGGGAGUGUGGGCGAGGCUUUGCAUGCAAGUCACAUCUCAUCACACACCAGAGGACACACUCUGGGGAGAAGCCCUAUGUUUGCAGGGAGUGCGGGCGAGGCUUUGCAUGCAAGUCACAUCUCAUCAGACACCAGACGAGACACUGGGGAGAAGCCCUAUGUUUGCAGGUGGAGUGAGUGAGUCAUGAGAUUAAGUCACAUAUCAAUAGCCAUAGGAAGUCCACAGCCUAUUACUCCCCCAAGAUUGUAAUUAGUAUAGAAGUAACUGGUUAAAUAAACCUUCCAGUUUCAUUACAAGAGUUGAAAUGGACAAACAAUUAUUCCAUAGUGAUAUGGGGAUGUCAGCACCAAACUCGUUCAUGGUUUUUUGACCUAUUCUAAAAUGUUUUGUCUCCAUACACAUCUCUCGUUUUCCCCAUCACUGAAAGCAGAGGAUUCCUAAAGAGCCACAAAGAGCUCAUACUGUCAGCCACAGAAAUUCAA